GCAGCCGCCGCCGCCGCACUGCACAGCUGCUGGUUGUCAUGGAGGAGCAAAGAUGGCGGUCCUGGCCUAUAGCCUGGGCAAACGCGAAAUAAACCAACACUUCACCAUAAAAAACGCCAAAGUCAUCUCGCUGACGGUCGUGCUGCUGCUGCUGCUGUUCCACGCAGCCUCGCGGUACCAUGGAGGCGGAGACUCCUGCGAAUGGCUUCUGUCUAGAGGACGCUACUUGGGGGAGAACGUAUGGCAGCCUUAUGGCUGCAUGAUGCACAAAUACAAAAGCAUCGAGGCCAAAACCUGCCUGGCUGAAAAGCGGGUGGCCUUUGUUGGAGAUUCACGAAUCAGGCAGCUAUUUUACUCCUUCCUCAAAAUUAUAGACCCUGAAAGGAGAGAGGAUGGCAACAAGCAUGAGGACAUUUCCUUUGAAGACAAGAGUUCCUCUGUGAAUGUGGACUUCCUGUGGUAUCCAGAGGCAAAUAAUUCAAUGAAGGAGCGUUUGAUAUCAUGGACACACGAAGCUUCAGUAAAGCCAGAUGUUGUCAUCCUCGGAGCUGCAACUUGGUCCAUCAAGUUGCACAGCGGCAGCAGCGAGGCCCUGCAGCAGUACAAAGUCAACCUGACCGCCAUCGCCGUGCAUCUGGAGAGGCUGGCUGACCACGGAGAGGUCUACUGGGUGCUGCAAGACCCAGUUAACGAGGAGGUGCUGAGUGACAACAGGAAAAUGAUCACCAACCAACAGCUCGAGCUGUACAACGAGGCGGCGGCGGACGUGCUCAACAGCAGCAAGCGUAGCGGCAGGUCCCGGGUCAAGCUGCUGGCCGCGUCCCGCCAGGCAGCACUGGAAACCAUCGGCCAGUCAGACGACGGCCUGCACCUGCCAGAAAGCACCAGGAACGUGGGCGCCAUGGUGCUCAUGAACUCCAUGUGCAACAAGCUACUGAGGCCAAUCGACGGCUCCUGCUGCCAGACGUUGCCACCGCCCAACUUCCUGCAGAAAAUGGCGGCGUGUUUCUUCCUGGGCUCGGCCCUGGUCUUCCUGGUCCUCCACGUCCUUGGCAACAACCGCCACCGCCGACCUGUGCCGCCUGACGUGGAGAGCCUCGAGGAGAAGAAGCCAGCGAUGGCAGCGGCCCCCUUCGGUCCGAAGGCGCCCUUCCGCGCUCUCUGCAGGAUGGGCCUCAUUAUGGGCUACUUUUACCUUUGUGACAGAGCAGAUGUGUUCAUGAAGGAGCAGAAGUUCUACACACACUCCAAGUUCUUCAUUCCGCUCGUCUAUAUAUUUGUGUUGGGAGUGUUUUACAGUGAGAACAGCAAGGAGACCAAAUUACUCAACCGGGAGCAAACCGACGAGUGGAAGGGCUGGAUGCAGCUCGUCAUCCUCAUCUAUCACAUAUCUGGUGCCAGCGCUUUCAUUCCAGUGUACAUGCACGUGCGGGUGCUGGUGGCAGCUUACCUGUUUCAGACCGGCUAUGGACACUUCUCCUUUUUCUGGCUGAAAGGAGACUUUGGACUGUAUAGAGUGUGCCAGGUGCUUUUCCGUCUGAACUUCCUGGUCUUGGUGCUCUGUGUCGUAAUGGACAGACCCUAUCAGUUCUAUUACUUCGUCCCAUUGGUCACCUUCUGGUUUGUCAUCAUCUACGCCGCGCUGGGCAUGUGGCCCCAGAUCCUGCAGAAGAAAGCCAACAGCAGCGGCAUAUGGCACCUCGGACUGUUGGCGAAGUUACUGGGCCUCCUGUUGUUCAUAUGCUGCUUUGCAUUUUCACAGGGUUUCUUUGAGAGCAUCUUCUCCAUGUGGCCCAUCUCCAACUUCUUUGAGCUGAACGGAAGCAUCCACGAGUGGUGGUUCAGAUGGAAGCUGGACCGAUUUGCUGUGAUCCACGGCAUGUUAUUCGCCUUCAUCUAUCUGGUGCUGCAGAAGCUUCAGGUGCUGUCCGAGGGAAAAGGAGAUGAUCUGUUCUCUGGCAUGAUCGCUAACCUUCUUCUUUUCCUCUCUGUCGUCUCCUUUAUAACCUACUCCAUAUGGGCCAGCAGUUGCAACACCAAAACCGAGUGCAAUGAGAUGCACCCUUACAUCUCUGUGGUCCAGAUUCUGGCCUUCAUUCUUAUCAGGAACAUUCCUGGCUACGCCCGAUCUAUUUAUAGCUCCUUCUUCGCAUGGUUCGGAAAGAUCUCCUUGGAGCUGUUCAUAUGCCAGUAUCACAUCUGGCUGGCGGCAGACACCAAGGGGAUCUUGGUCCUGAUUCCGGGGAACCCUUCACUCAACCUCAUGGUCAGCACCUUCAUCUUCGUCUGUGUGGCUCAUGAGAUUUCCCUCAUCACCAACGACCUGGCCCAGGUGGUAAUCCCCAAAGACAGCGUGGCCCUGCUGAAGAGGCUGGGGGCAGUGGGGCUCAUUAGUCUGGUUGUGCUGCUGCUUGCCAGGGGCGGCCAGUCCACUCCUAGCCCCUGAUGGGGACCCCUUUGAUGGAGAGGGCUUGGUAACCCGCUAAGCCCUCUGCUGAGACUGAGGUGAGGUACAGAUGCAAGCCAGGAGCUGGCCCGGGGGCUUGAGGCUACUGGUGGCCGCAGGAGACGGCGUCAGCAGCGGUGGCUCAAAGAACACAAGGGUGAUCAGAUUGUCACCGCUUGCCGUGUUUGAGCAGAAUCUGUACUUUUUUUUUACUGCUGUGAAAGUCGCACACUGAAGAAAAGAAAAAUGCCCAGAAAAAAGGAGGUGAUUGCUUUAUUUAGGGUAAAAUCGCAAGAGAGAAAAAAAACAAAACUCAAAGUUUACAUUUUCUGCAUUCAACAGAAGAGCAGAGGAGUUUUUAUUUGCAACAAAGAGGUCCGCUCAUUUCAAGACCCUCGUGCUUGCUGUGUGAAUUUUUGCAGCGUCGCGUCUAUUCAGCCAAACAAAAUAAUAGGCUUCUUCUGUCACUUAACAGUACUUCCUGUCAUUGCUCCGAUCGGGAAGAGAUCACUACACACACACUUCGUCCACGUGGCAGUCGCAGCUCAAAGUGUUUUUGUUUUUGUUUUUUAUUUUGCUCAGGUGGAUCCAUAAUCCACAUAUUCAGAUAUCUACACUUGUAGGAUUCAAAUGUUCCGUUGGGCUCUAUUCACUGAUCAGCACAGCUUUGUACAGUAUUUCCAGUGACUCAAAAAAAAAUGGUGUGAGAUAUCUAAAUAUGCAAUCUAUGGACCAACAAUAUGGUUUGCGUGAUCAAAAAAACUGUUGAGUAAAAAACAAAAAUUGGAGUGAAAUUGUGGCAAUGUUGGGAAAUCCCUCAACAUAUUUUUGUGGUUACUUUAAAAAAACGUUUGCCUUGUUCUGAAAGGUACUGUGGUCACCUGCUAUAGCCCUGAAAUUCUAUGUGAUAUGUACAGUAUUUAAUGAUUUAAAUUAAGCUUAUAUUUUAUACAAUGGCGUUUUUUUUUGGCUUUGUUUUAUUCUCACGCCCAUGACUGCUGUUUGUGAAGGAAGUAUUACAUUGAUAAUUUUCUACUGCCUCAGAUACACACCACAGAGAUUGAGCCUUUACAGUCCACCCACCCCCCCACCCACCACCCCUGAAGGUCCUAUAAGCAGCUGACUUCAGAGUCUGUGUAUAUUUGUAUGAUAGAGUGAGAUAUUUAUUUUCUACAGUCAGGCUUCAUCAGUGUUUUUAGUCCUUCAUUAAAAACAUGCAUCAUAGCUCUGUUGUAAAACUGCUGGGUUGCACAUAUUGUACCAUAGGGCUAAAAGCUGACUAUUCACCUUCCCCUCUGCUGCCACAGCCGCUAAACUCUUUGGUCAGCGGACAAGCGAUGUGUUGAGACUGAAUGCCUUUCGAACACACAGCUUUUGCUCAGUGGCUUAUACACGCAGCACAUCUCCGUGUGGUCAUGUCUGCGAUGUAGCCUGGGAUCACAAUCAUCCGUCACUUCGAACUUUGCAUCAGGGCCACGUCAACAUUCAAAAUGGACAACUUCUUUGUAAUGCAGACUGAGCUGAGGAGACGUAUUACUGUAGGUCAAAGAGAAAUGGUGUAUAUGCCAUCAACUGACAAAUAGUCGAUGUCGCUGCUUAUUUAUCCUCAAAGACGUUUAGGAGAGAUCAGCACUUUCAUUAUAAGGCCUGCGUUUAACAAGGUACCAGUGCAGAUAACGUCAUGUACCCAAACACAUUUUUACUGCAGGAACCUGAUGCUUAGUUAAGAUGAUUUGGGAGAAGAGAAAUGACAAUAUUGUAAGACCCAAGCUGUCUUGCAUAAGAUUUUAGAGUUGCAUAUUAUAAAGCCCGACUGAUAGGGAUUUGGGGUAAAAAAAUGUCUGAUAUCAAUAUAUCAGCCGAUACAUAUAUUUAAAAUAAACAAUAUAAAUUGGCAACGAUUUGAUAUUUUUCAAAUAUUUAAAUAUUUGUAUUUUAGCCCGUGUUUUCAUAUAUUUCAAAAAUGCAAUUCUGCACGCACAGUAGCUAUAAAUUAAAAAAAUACAAGCAAUCGUAAAAUACUUAACUAUAAUUAAAACAUAAAUGCACUUUUCUGCAUUGGUUAUUCUGUCAAAUAAAACUUAUAAUUGCCACAUACUGCCAAAAAAAAUAAACAAUACUGAUAUGUGUGUGAAGGACUCAUAUCUGCCAAUACAAUCGGACAAAUGCUUUUAUCGGCCGGGCUCUAGAUGAUUUCAUCUGCCGUGUUGUAGUUAACGCUCCCAGUGUCAGUCGCUUUCUACAAGUUUUUAUGUAGCUUCCCUUUUAUAAAAAAAAAGUGUCUCACAAACCACAACUUUCAAGUCCGCUCCCUUCAUCCAUCUGAUUGUGUACAGGUUGUGUAGUUAGCCAAGCGCCAAGUCAAUUUGUAAUUUGUUUCACGUCCUUGUAUAGAUGAGACUGGCAUUUCCAUGCUGCAAUUUCCUUUUUAUGUGUAAAGUUUACUGACCUGUUCUCCCGUCUAUAACCGAUGAACAGCUCUAUAUUUGGUAACUUUUUUCAGGCCUUAAUGGAUCUCUUUGGUCGUGUAAAAGCAACAACUAUUUAUACCCCAGUGCAGGGCCUGUUACAUGUACAUUCUUUUGUGAUGUCUUCAAAAAAAAUGUGAAAUAUAUCCACAUUAUUUAUAAAUGCUUUUAUUCUGUUGUACAUUGUUAAUUAUUUCAUAUAAUGUGCUUUUUUGUCAUUCACACAUUACGGUUGUCCUGUUUAUUAAUGGUUUUUACAUCCAGUAAAAAUAACUUUGAAAUA
Messenger RNA from Pleuronectes platessa (European plaice), 5197 nucleotides. It is a transcript of the gene casd1, whose product is annotated as CAS1 domain containing 1. The coding region runs from base 53 to 2446 and encodes 797 amino acids. Lineage: Eukaryota; Metazoa; Chordata; Actinopteri; Pleuronectiformes; Pleuronectidae. The transcript has 18 exons. The record is from RefSeq and is a predicted model, not a curated record. Gene Ontology annotation, molecular function: N-acetylneuraminate 9-O-acetyltransferase activity. Gene Ontology annotation, cellular component: Golgi membrane.